Prinia subflava (tawny-flanked prinia) is the source of this 3234-nucleotide messenger RNA. It is a transcript of the gene SLC66A3, whose product is annotated as solute carrier family 66 member 3. The transcript has 7 exons. Bases 976 to 1581 code for a protein of 201 amino acids. The record is from RefSeq and is a predicted model, not a curated record. NCBI's taxonomy places the organism in Eukaryota, Metazoa, Chordata, Aves, Passeriformes, Cisticolidae.
GAUAAGAAGGCCUGCAGUGGGUUUUGAGCAAUUUUUAUAUAGUAAGAAACAACAGCUCAUAUACAGAGAAAAACUUCAAGGAAAAGUCAUCUUUAAUACCAAAGCAUUCAGUGAAUACAAUCAACAGAAACCUCCAGAAUCAUAAACAUAAAAACUAAGCGGUGAAUGCAUGCAAAUUAAUUCUAAGAAAAUUUAAUUUAUAUAUUAAGUAAGAAACACAUUUUAAUGAAUAUGUAUAGUUAUAAUGAACAAAAACCCUGUUGUAAAGUCUCACUCAGACACAAUAAAUAAAGAUCCACUGUGUCCUGCACAGGUAAAGUAUUUCUGCUUUCUAAUGCUUGAAAUUGCGUUAGAAAGUUUAUUCCAGCCAAUUUCGGUAUCAUCUGACAAGUCCAGCAUUUAGCAACCUUAAACUUUGCUGCACGUUUUUCUAGUAAAAAUAAAGCGCUGCUGCAGGAAUCAUUUCCACAGGGAUCCAGAGUGACCUGAAAGCCACGGGCGCUGGAGCAGCCGGGACUCCACUGAGGGGGACAAAACCGAGCUCCAAAGCGGAGCUGACCUGCACUGCGCCGAGGUGAACACGGCCCAUGGCCGGCACAGCAUCACAUCAUACCUGCUCUGGGGAUGUUUAUGGUAACAGAGCCUUUCCAGGACCGACACUCUGAACCUGGAGCGGCGCGGUUCUCGGCCCUCUCACCGAGGGUCUCAGAGGUAGGGAGGCCUCAACCAGCGGCGCGGGGCCGGCGCGGGUGUCCCCCCGGUCACCGCGGUGUUCGGCACCACGGGCCGGGGGUGACCGCGGCACUGCCUCUCCCGACGGGGCCGCGGAUGCUCCGGCGGGCCCGGCUCUCCCCACCUCGUGCCCCGGGCAGUGCGGGCGCCGCGAGGGCUCCGUGAGGGCCGCGCCGCCGGCCCCGUCGCAGCACACACCCCGCCCGCCGCUCCGGGCUCCCCGUGCGGGGCCGCCGCUGCGGGAUGGCGCCGGGGCUGCUGGACCUGGUGCACCUGACAACCUGGGCCGUGUGUGCCGUGAUCAAGCUGCCGCAGCUGGUGGCGGUGCUGAGGGCCGGCUCGGCGUGGGGACUCAGCUUGAGCAGCCUCCUCCUGGAGCUGGCCGGCUACCUUGUGUUUCUGAGGUACCAGAUCUAUUAUGGUUACCCCCUGGAGACAUACCUGGAGUAUCCCAUCAUCAUUGCACAAGAUGUCAUUCUCAUUUUCUGUAUUAUGCAUUUCAAUGGAAAAGUAAAACGAGCUUUCUUCUAUGCAGCCAUAUAUUGCGGGAGCUGGUACAUGCUAACACUGCAGAAGUGCAUAAUAGACAUGGCCAUGAAUCUGUGCACGUUUGUCAGUGCAGCCAGUAAGCUGGUUCAGCUGCAGCAUCUCUGGCACACCAAAGAUUCUGGACAAGCGAGCGCCCUGACCUGGGGCAUGGCUGUGUACACCUGUGCAGCAAGAAUUAUUACAACUGUAAUGACUACGAAUGAUCCUGCAGUUCUCACCCGUUUCAUAAUCAUGCUCAUUCUCAAUAUUUGGGUCACAGCCACAGUCCUGUACUACAGGAAGACUAAAAAGACUGACUAGAAGACACUCAUCAGCACACAUAUCAUACCAUGAAAAAAAUAUAAUUAAGCCUAAAGAAUUUAAGAAUUCCUCAAAGAUUGAGGAAGUUCUCUUACUUAAUAUUUACCCUUUAGCAUACUUACAGUAUUUACAGUACUUAGAGACUUACAGUAUAGUACAUUCAUGCUUACUUUCUCUUAAAAAUAAUUCUGAUAAGAUACUUAAUUUAAGCAGCAUAUUUUUAUUGGUCAUUUCAGACAAGUUUCACUGAUACCACAUUUUCUCUGGAUUAUUUUUUUACUACAAGGUAUUUCAUAAUUAGAUGUAUAUAUAUUCUGGUAUCACUUCAGUACUUUCUGGUUACAUAUAAGCAGUUUUCUUCAAUUAUACAUGAUCACUUUUGCACCAACAUACUGACUCAUCCUUCUGCUGCAAGACUGAAAAACCACAACAGACGUUUGUCUUCUUUUUGCAAGCAACUCAGUUCAACAUUAACUGUCUGUAUUUUAGGAUGAAGAAAAUCUGAGUCAAGGCCCAGUCCAGAAUAAGGGUCUAAAUGUCUUUUACUAAAUCACAAAUCCAGUUGGGAUUGUAGCACUUACAUGCAACACUUAAAUAGUACAGUUUAUACAGCUGAUACAGGAUACCCAUAGUCACUUUCCUCUGUUUUUAUCAGAUAAGAGCAAAAACUCAACUAUGAAUUCUUUUUCAACCUGAGCUCUCAUUCACUGAACAUACUGUUUAGGUAACAGCAGGGACUAGAAUGUAUGGGAAUUAAUGAAACUGUGACCAACAGUUAAAAAUGCUGUUCAAGCACAAGUUCCUGGAACGAUGCCCAGAAUUCCCAAACACCAUCCGUACUGACAGUGACAUGAACCUUGAUGCAUCUCAGCAGACUCAUCUCCCAUGGGUGUCAGGUUUUGGUGAUACUGCUGUGGUUCAUGGGGUUUUGGCCUGUCAGUGCUAAGUGUGUUGAAGAACAUAGACUUCACUUAAACUUUUACUUUAGAAAUUCUUAUCAAUUUGUAGUACUUAGAAUAAACGGGGAAAGGAUAUUCUUGACAACUAUUAACAGAGGAUUUUGGUUUUGGAAGUACUGCCUUCACAACCAAAAGUUACAUUAAUUAUAUAGCUUGCCUUCAUUUCUCAUUACAUUCCCCAAAAUUAAAAGAUACAACAUUUCAAAAGAGUUCUUACAGUAUUCUGUUGAUUGGCAUGUAAAAACCAAGGCACCCUUGAUCCCAACACCCUUGAAAACUAUGGGAAGACUGCAUUGACUACAUUUGAGGCAGGUUUUCUUCACAACAUUUUAAAUUGUGUGACUGCUGUGGAGCAAAGGGGUCUGCAAAAGCAGAGGUUUCUGCCACUGAGCACACAGUAACGGGAGCAGGUCUUCACCAUCAGAAAACAGCUGCUUUGUACUCUAGUGGGAAGGGCUGGGAAGAGAUGUGUCUGUGGGCAGUGACUCAUGUAUCCCACAUUAUUGAGAGCAAGUAAGAUGAGGGGUUUUUACUGCUCCAAUAAAAUGUAUAAAUCUUUCUAUGUUGGUUGAAAGAUUAUUGUAAACAUUCUGAUUUUACUAAAGCUGUGUAAAGUAUCUGAAGUAGUCUAAAUGGUCGCAGGUGGCAUGUGAUACAUUUUCUAAGUGAUAUUAAUAAAUGCUAUUCUUCAAGA